AGACACGUGGAAGGAGAGAGGGUCCCUCAUCGCUUCACACCAAAGCGGUGGCCGCCGGCGGGGAGGGCCCUAGGGAGCGGGCAGGGCAGGGCAGGGCAGGGCGGGCCGGCGUCGCCGCCAUCUUCGGGCGUAUGGCGGCCUGCGGCUGGUGCCGGUGCCGGGCGGCGCUGGCCCUGCGGGCGGCGGGCGGCAGCCUCUGGGGUCGGCGGGGAGCGGCACCCGAGCCGAGGGCGGUACAUGUCACCUCCCCCAGCCUCUGCUCCGAGAGGGAGAGCAGCGUGUCCUACCAGGAGCUCAAGGACCUGAAGAAAGCCAACGUCCUCCACAUCGAUGUUCGAGAGAAGUGGGAGAUUGAGAGAGAUGGGAAAAUCCCGGCGUCCAUCAACAUACCACUGAAUGAAUUAGUGGAAGCUCUGCAGAUGAAUCCAGCAGACUUUAAGGAGCAGUACAAUCAGAAGAUGCCUGCCAAGUCAGACCAUGUGGUUUUCUCCUGCUUUGCAGGAACAAGAAGUAGACAAGCACUGAGUUUUGCUGAAUCCCUGGGUUUCAGCAGAGUUCAGCACUAUGCUGGUGGCCUUGAAGACUGGGCAAAACAUGAAUCUCCAGAGAAAAAAUGAAGAUUUCAUCCUCCAGCUCCUGCCCCACCUUCAAGAUGCUUUGUAGAUUUUAGCAUUCAAACUACCCACGUUCCUCUUUCAGAAUACAAACCUUUCCCCUUUCCUCAUGUAAAUGGGCAUUUCAUUAGCCAUGCAUAUUAACUGCUUUGUUUAAAUUAAGGACUAUGAAAUGAACAGAUGAUGUUAAAUUUGUUCAGCCUUUAAUUUGCACUACGUUAUUUGCUGGAAGAAAGUGACAAGAAUUUUAAUGUUUUUGGCUACUAGGAUUUUUGCAUGAUUUGCUUUAUGACUUUAAAUAAAUGGUGAAAGUAUGCAUAAAAUUAUCCUUCCCAAAUAACUUUGUUGAGUAGCUUGUUUAGCAUAACUGCAGUUUAAUGGACACUUAGUGUAAGUGUCCUAAGCACAGGUGUAUUAUUCUUCAUGUAUAGCUGUAUUUUUAAGUUUUUGCCGCGUUAUCAAGAGCAUACAAUGGGAAACUGACUUGCUGUUCAAAAUGUGCGAUUCCUUAUUUUAGAAGUAUGUCCAUUUAUAUACACAGGUCUUCUUCUGAGCACAAAAUGCAAUAGCACUCAGUCAACUUGUUCUUUUCCCUUAGCAGCUCAGCAUCAAGUGAGAACUUGUCUAUAUUUACUUGAAGUUGUUAUUACAGAGAUGUAAUCAUCUUAGGCUGGAAAAUUUGAAGUGUCUAAGGAAGCUACCUAACUCCCUGCUUUCUUCUCUGUAUAUUAAUUUGUAUAUCUGAAAUGUUUAAAAAAAAAAAAUCCCACCCCCACCUAUGAAGUUGCAUAGUUAUAAUUCUAAGGAUUGGGUUUUUUUGUUUGUCAUUUUAAUGCUGUUAGCAGUUCAAGGAAACUAGCAAAGCUGAGUUACUCAGGCCUAUAGAAAACUACAGAAGCCCAUGACUCUGCGGGAUGUCUGGAAAAAAGGAGCAAGAUUUCUGGUUCUGCUCUGAGAAUUAGGCAACAAACUGUCACACCUCUGUGGCAGGUGUGUGUCUAAAUGGUGGUACAUUACAUUUGUUCAUGUAGCAUCAUCUGUUUACAAAUUUCUUCUGUAUGACUCUGAGUAGCCUCAGCUACUCAGCUGAAGCUGUUGGUAAUAUAGAGUUACACAGGGAUUCAUUAACCAUUAACACACAUUCAUGCAUAUGUAGUACUUGAAUGUAGUUCUAUACCAGAACUCCACCUAUGUUAAGGGGCCCCUUCCAUUACCUGAACUCUAACUCAGCUUUCCCAAAGCACCAUUUUGCCACCCACAUCAUUUAUCCUGUUCCCCUAGAAGGGAAUUUGUUGAGGACAAAUUUGGGUGUCUUCCAUCCACCAAGUUUUUCAUGUGCCUGUUAUGAGAGGAUCAGUUUCAGCUGGCAUCUCUGAAUAAUUCUGAGUAUUUUUGACUCUUCAUAUACUCUUGGACAAUUCCAUAUAUGGUAAAACCUUCAAAUUUUGUUUGGGGACCAAACGAAUCAUAACAAGAGAUCCUAUAUUCUCUGGGUUUAGAAAACUAAAUUCUAUUAAGAAAUUAAACUUUGGAAGAGAGAGGCUAAAAGAAACACAAACCACUUAGUAAGUGCAGAAUUGUUACCAAUUGGGGGAAAAAAAAAAAAAAAAUCACAUUCUUUGGCACAGACCAGUUGGCAUUUUAGCAGCUGCACAGUGGAGUCCUUCAGUACAUUGUUACUUCACUAAGUGGCAGGCAGAGACAGAGCACAAAGGGCAGAAGCAUUUUGCUCCUGAAGAAAGCCUUUCCCAGAAUCCAGCCUCAUUGGAUGAUGAUGAGAAACUGAGUGGGAGGUUUGUGGAAUUAAUUAAUGCAGUGCAUUAAGAAAUGUUAACAUAAGUUUUCUGAUGCUUAGUAGUGGAUUGUAUUUCAACUGUUAAACACCUUUUAAAAGCAAUUUAAAACAAUGAAAACAUACAACUAAGAUAUUGAAAUAGAUUUACCAACCUUUUUCUCUGUAGUCUAACAGUUUCCAAGCUGUCUAAACAGCUUUUGUAAUUCUCAUCACUGAAUUCAGAUCCUUUGACCUCACUCAAUUGCCUUUCACUGCUUACACUGGAAUCAGAGAUGGUAAUACCAUUGUCACCUUGACAGUAAUUACUUCAGAUGCCUCUAGUUAUCAUCAAGAAUUGCCCUGUAUGAUCUAAAUCUCAGAGCUAAAAUAUUGAUAAUAAAGGUGUGAGGAAAAGUUUGCAAAGGCUCUCUAGCAGUGAGAAAACUUUUCAUCACUCUGUCCACCAUUCUUAAUUGUAUAGAAUUCCCAAUUAAAUAAAUAAAUAAAUGCUUGAGGAAUACGUGA
Phasianus colchicus (ring-necked pheasant) is the source of this 2913-nucleotide messenger RNA. RefSeq names its product thiosulfate sulfurtransferase like domain containing 1 (gene TSTD1). NCBI's taxonomy places the organism in Eukaryota, Metazoa, Chordata, Aves, Galliformes, Phasianidae. The record is from RefSeq and is a predicted model, not a curated record.